AAUGCAAUGGAACCUGCUAUCCUGGUUACGCAUUUUCUAAUGGAAUAACCUCGAUGACGCUAACUUGCUCCUUUACUUCCGGAAAAUGGUCUCCUCGUAGCGUCUUUCCUCCGUGCUACGAGAUAGGCAAUACUCCUAAUAAUGAUAACGAAGAGAAACUCGACAAUGAAGAUACUAGAAAUCCAAAUCCUCCUCCGAUUUGCGAAAAUCCGCCUCCGCCCAACAAUGGAAAUGUAUUUUGCAACCCUAAACCGGAUAUGAAAGUUUGUAAAGCCUACUGUUCUCCAGGAUAUCAUUUUCCGGAUGGUUCCACCGAAAUGAUGACAGAAUGUUUUACUCACAGUAAUAAAUGGAUUCCUUACAACAAGUUUCCUUCUUGUACCGGUGCAGGCAAGUUUUUUUUUAUUUAUUUUUAA
Centruroides sculpturatus (bark scorpion) is the source of this 416-nucleotide messenger RNA. RefSeq lists its product as uncharacterized. NCBI's taxonomy places the organism in Eukaryota, Metazoa, Arthropoda, Arachnida, Scorpiones, Buthidae. The record is from RefSeq and is a predicted model, not a curated record. Bases 54 to 416 code for a protein of 120 amino acids. The transcript is spliced from 4 exons.